Molecule: messenger RNA, 498 nt
Organism: Cokeromyces recurvatus
Lineage: Eukaryota; Fungi; Mucoromycota; Mucoromycetes; Mucorales; Mucoraceae
Product: ubiquitin-conjugating enzyme/RWD-like protein
Exons: 2
Coding region: 1-498 (165 amino acids)
Source: RefSeq, a predicted model, not a curated record
AUGUAUGUAUGUAUAGUAUGGUAUGGCGUUAUAUUUGUUCAUAAAGGGCUCUAUCGUUCUGGCACCUUCAAAUUUCGAUUAACACUACCAGAGGAUUAUCCUCAAAGACCACCCUCAAUUACAUUUUUAACAGAUAUGUUUCAUCCUUUAGUUGAUGAUGAAGGUAACCUUUCUAUUUCACAGCAAUUUCCUGUUUGGAGGCCUUAUCGAGACUAUCUAUUUCAUGUUCUCUUCUAUUUAAAAAAUAUAUUUAAAAAAAGUGUUUUGGAUGGAUUAAAUGAUAAAUAUUGUCUGAACAAAGAAGCUUAUCGACUAUAUCGUACAGAUAUUAUUGUAUUCUCCAAAUUAGCUCAACAAUGCGCUCAGCUUUCCAUUACAGAAUCCUAUCUUUAUGAACAUAUUCCUGAUAAUAACAUGAUUCGUUUUUCCCCUUUAAGUGAUGCAAAAUUUGGUAAGGAAGACGACUUGUUUAUAACAAGUGUAUACAUGGUUAUUUAA